Synchiropus splendidus (mandarinfish) is the source of this 3447-nucleotide messenger RNA. It is a transcript of the gene dph2, whose product is annotated as diphthamide biosynthesis 2. Gene Ontology annotation, biological process: protein histidyl modification to diphthamide. NCBI's taxonomy places the organism in Eukaryota, Metazoa, Chordata, Actinopteri, Syngnathiformes, Callionymidae. The coding region runs from base 250 to 1722 and encodes 490 amino acids. Gene Ontology annotation, molecular function: 2-(3-amino-3-carboxypropyl)histidine synthase activity. The transcript is spliced from 7 exons. The record is from RefSeq and is a predicted model, not a curated record.
CAUUGGAUGGUCGCCUGUCAACACGUGUAGAAUUGUUACUCCUCAGAUGAGUUUCCACUACUUAACUCUGUACUCGACUCUAUAUCAUCGUUUUGACCAUGAACCAGUUCAAGAUAACCGUGAUGAGUUGACGGUCACGUCAUUUAUCAAGAUUCGCCGGACAUGCUAAACUAGCUUGGUAAACAUCUCACCCAGUCGUCGAAUCGAAGCGACUAUUUGUUGUUGCAGCUUGACUUCACCGGCGUAGUGAUGGCUGAUGCGUUCAGUAGCAGCUCGGAAAAUGUGAUACAGCGGCAGGUGGACGUCAGAGAGACGUCCAGGACGCCACAGGGAAACCUCGAGGACUUGUAUCAGAUAAAGGAAACAUGCGACUUCAUAACACACAACCAGUUCCAAAAGGUUGCACUUCAGUUUCCUGACGGCCUCCUUCAAGAUUCAGUCGCUGUCACAGCGGAGAUUGAGAGAAAUUGUGACUCCAAAGUGUUUAUAUUGGGCGACACGUCCUAUGGAAGCUGUUGUGUUGACGAAGUGGCAGCGGAGCAUGUUGGAGCCGACUGCAUGGUGCACUACGGCAGCGCUUGCCUCAGCCCGUCCAAGAGACUGCCCCUCAUCUAUGUGUUUGAGAAACGACCCCUGGAGCUGGAGGCGUGUGCUUCUGCGUUCAGGCAACUCUACCCGGACACGCAGAGUCACGUCAUUGUCCUCUAUGACGUCAGCUACACCCACGCAAUUGAUGACCUUGCGGAACGACUUUCCCCGGAAUAUCCAAACCUCGUCUUGUCCUCCCUCUUCGUUGAAGGAGAUCGGUGUCAUCUUCACGGCCCCGUUAAAAGCAAACACGGUGGUGGUCGGUCUGAACAGGGUGACGGCCAAGUUCUCCGUCAGUUUGGGCGGCAGAUGUGCCUUAAACACGGACUGAAUAUCAGUGACUAUGCGAUGUUCUAUGUUGGCCAGGAGGGGGCAACCUUGAGGAACUUCAUGAUGACUUGGAAUCGCUGCUGCUUCUGUUCCUUUGACCCCGACACUAAAGUGGGGAGGACCGAGUCUGUUAAUGUGAACAGAGCCCUGAUGAAAAGAUACUACGCCGUGGAGCGUGCCAAAGAUGCCAGCGUGGUGGGCAUCUUGGUGGGGACGCUCGGGGUGGAGAACUACCUGUCCAUCAUCCAGCAGUUGAAGGAGACCAUCCACAGAGCGGGCAAGAAGAGCUACAUGUUUGCCAUGGGGAAGCUGAACGUGGCCAAACUGGCCAACUUUCUGGAAAUUGACAUCUUCGUAUUGAUCGCGUGUCCGGAGAACUCUCUGUUGGACUCCAGCGAGUUCUACAAACCCGUGGUGACGCCGUUUGAGAUGGAGGUGGCGUGCAACAAGAACCGGGAGUGGUCUGAGGAGUACGUCACCGACUUCCGCCAUCUCCUGCCAGGUGGGAGGAGUCAUGUUCCGGUGGCUGACGGUCAGGAGGAAAUGGAGCAGACAGACGUGUCGUUGAUCACAGGAGCGCUGCGCAGCAGUCACUUGCAGGACAGUGAUCACUCGCCUUUCAUCACGUUAGUGGUGCUCCGGAACCAAACUAUGACCCUCGCCAACACCAACACAGCUGCAUCAUUCCUGGCGAAUCGCAGCUGGCACGGCUUGGAGCAGAAGUUGGGUGAGACGCCGGUGGAGAAGGCAGUACAAGGCCGUAGAGGCAUCGCCAUCGCUUACGAAGAGGAGGGAACAUCGUAGCACUCGAUUCAGAACGUCGUAUAUCACCUCUCCUGCGACAUUCAUUUAAUAACAAUCUGAAAAUUCAAUGUACUGUAAUGUAUCUGACUUGUAUGUGGUCACAUGAGGCACAUGCCGGGUGCGUUCAAAGCCAUGUGGAAAGACCUAUAAUGGAUCACAGUGUCAUGAAUCUGUGCACAAUACAAAAUUAAAGUCAGAGUUAAAGAUACUAAUUCAUAUGCUAAUCAUGGAAUACAGAUAAAAUACUUCAUAAAUUCAUUUAAUCAUAUUUAAGCAGCUCUGUGUUGAAACAAUUGUUUGCAUCGUGUGCUUUACACUUGGCAGGUUUUCUACAGCUUUCACAAUUUUGUGAUUAAAUAAGCUCUGGAAUAUGACAAUACAGUGACGCAGCUGCGGUGGAGCUUGUGUUUGUUACUCUACUUGACCAUUCUUGGAAACCUCCUCCACAAAGGAUGCAGGAAAUAUCCCAGUCUGUCCAUGGCAUUGUCCUUCCAGCCAGUCCUGGUUCACUGUAGGGUACGAAACGGAUCAGUCUAUAUUUGGUUUUGAAUAUUACUCACUGGUGAAGACCCACCUCUGCAGAGCAGCAUGAUGGUAUCACCCUGCUGGAAAGUCAGGUCCUCUGGACUGGAGGACUCAUAGGAAUGAAGUGCCACCAAACUGAUCUCACUUUCUGGCUUGAUAGAAUCACUGUUCUGAGGAGACCAAAUCUGCUUCAGGUUUUCAAGUGCACAAGUGGCUCAUUCCACUGACAACUGGCACUGGUGAAGUCUCAUAUACUGCCAUAUUACUAAGAAUAAUGACAAUAUAUUUAAAGACAUACUACCUUGGUAUUGAAACACCAUAAAGCGACGCGCCCGCUGCCGGCUCUGCUCCACACACUCUCCAUCUCUGUGUCGCCGUUGAUCUCGCUCUCCUGAUUUAACUCGGCGUUUGAACUUCAUCAAACACAAGACUCAAUUACAGAAGAACUGUGACACGUGACUUCAUGCUGCCGUGUACCUCAGAGUGAGGGUGGAAGACGAGACGUUCAGCUUCUUGCUGAUGACCUCCAUCAGCGAGGAGUAGGAGGAGCCGGGUGUGACGGAGACAGCGAAGUUGAAGGUGUAAUAGACUUUGACGAUGCACGUGUUCUCAGCUGGCUUCACUGGCGUGUGGGAGACUGCAGUUCUCUUGAGCAGAAACCAUAACUUACAUUAAAUAUGGUUUCUAAAUAUGACUGAAAAAUAUUUGAAAACCCAAACAUCACGAGUGAAGACGCUGAUUCAUACUUGGUGAAAUAACAUGAAACUCAAUGGUGUCGUCUUUACCUUCACAGGUGCGUCUCGUUUGCUGGUCUCUUUCUCCACUUUGGUGCCUUGAUCAGAGACAGUCAACACAUGGUCACUGUAGAGUUCAAGUUCUCUAGUUGAGACAGAAUAGAAUUUCACACACUUCCUGUUUAUCUCAUGGGCCUCACACUUUAUGAGGCCUCAGGAAACUGUCCUCAGACUCUGCUCUAAAAUCUUUGCAGUUGAACAGCCAUGUCAAGCCCACAUCAUUUUAAAACUGAGAGCGCCGCCUACUGGGCUGUGAAAAUGAGGACACUGUUUUUAUAAGCCCAUAACUCAGAUGUACAGAACUGCAUCCUUUUAAACAAUGAAACAAACUGAUCAAAAUGGAUAUUUUUUUAAUUUCAGUGACCAGAUCUGGUGAUAAUAAAUUCCAGAGCAGGCUCAUCCACUC